Messenger RNA from Topomyia yanbarensis, 1228 nucleotides. RefSeq names its product myosin regulatory light chain 2 (gene Mlc2). The transcript is spliced from 3 exons. The coding region runs from base 158 to 790 and encodes 210 amino acids. NCBI's taxonomy places the organism in Eukaryota, Metazoa, Arthropoda, Insecta, Diptera, Culicidae. Gene Ontology annotation, biological process: locomotion; post-embryonic development. Gene Ontology annotation, molecular function: myosin heavy chain binding; calcium ion binding. The record is from RefSeq and is a predicted model, not a curated record. Gene Ontology annotation, cellular component: myosin II complex; cytoplasm.
GCAAGUGUACGGACGAACGAAUUGAGUUGGUCUCUGUGAGAGUGUCCCGAGAACUAAACCGGGCAGCUGUACUUAUCAACGGGACCGCACCACGGCUUUCAGUUGCUCAGAGGCUUCAGCCAAGUCAAGUCGCUCUAGUUAAGAACACCCAAGCAUCAUGUCUGAGAAGAAGGAAAAGAAGACCAAGAAGAAGGCCUCCUCCAAGGACGAGACCCCUUCCGAUACCCCAGCAGCAGACACCCCAUCGGCACCAACUCCCUCGGACUCUGGCUCGGGGCGAGGAUCCACCCGCGGAUCUUCCUCCCGGAAGGCCAAGAAAGCCCCAUCCUCGGUCUUCGUCCUCUUCUCCCAGAAGCAGAUCGCCGAAUUCAAGGAGGCCUUCCAGCUUAUGGACAACGACAAGGAUGGUGUGAUUGGCAAGAACGAUCUCCGCUCGACCUUUGAUGCUUUGGGCAAACUGUGCUCAGACAAGGAAUUGGACGAUAUGCUUGGCGAAGCUGCGGGCCCACUCAACUUCACCCAGCUGCUGACACUGUUCGCCAACCGCAUGUCAGGAGGUGGCACCGACGACGACGAUGUUGUCAUCAAUGCCUUCAAAGCAUUCGACAUGAACGGCAAGAUCGAUGGUGACCGGUUCCGUUACGCUCUGACCCACUGGGGUAGCGACAAAUUCACCGAAGACGAGGUUGACGAUGCCUUCGAUCAGAUGAUCAUCGACGAUAAGGGUUUCAUCGACACCGCCGCCCUGAUCUCCAUGCUCACCGGUACCGAAGAGGAAGCGGAAGAAUAAAUUUAUGCGGUGUGGAAAACUGAAAAACCAAAAGCUUCUAUUUAUUUUAAACUUUUACUUGUAAUCAACAUCUACAAAGAACAAGCAGUGACAACAACAACAACAACAACAAUACGGAGAACAUCUUCAUGUAAUCACAAUUCCAUUUGCUUACGUCAUCUGAUUCUAAAUUAUUACUUUUAUUUUCUAUGAUAAGACAUGAAUUUUAAGCUGUAAGGAGAAUAACGUUAUAUAAAAAAUAAAAAAAUAAACAAAAAAAGUGCAAAAAGUUCAUGCAGGAGAAAACAAGCUUUUACUAGGAACCACCGGUCUUUCCUUUCCUCGCGGUGUCAGCAAUGCAGAGUCAGUCAGAAUGGAUGAAGAAAAAAAUCGAACAGAACUAGCAGGGAUGUGUAGAAUUGGAAAUACGGCAAAAUAAAUGUUUUCAUUGAAACUACA